Molecule: messenger RNA, 1238 nt
Organism: Solanum dulcamara
Lineage: Eukaryota; Viridiplantae; Streptophyta; Magnoliopsida; Solanales; Solanaceae
Product: ethylene-responsive transcription factor ERF017-like
Exons: 1
Coding region: 138-851 (237 amino acids)
Biological process (GO): regulation of DNA-templated transcription
Molecular function (GO): DNA binding; DNA-binding transcription factor activity
Source: RefSeq, a predicted model, not a curated record
UCAUCCAUUCAUAUCAUAUAUAUAUCUAAAUUGUUUAUAAUCAUUUUCCCUCCAAUGGUAUUUUCAAUUAAAACUAUCUCUUUCUCAGCUAUUUGGGUCCACUUUAAUAAUAUACUAGCUCGUAAUAACAACAAUCCAUGGAUCAAGAAGGUGGCCCUAGUCAUGAUCAGCCAAAGUACAAAGGAGUUCGGUUGAGGAAGUGGGGGAAAUGGGUUUCUGAAGUCAGAUUGCCUAAUAGCCGGGAGAGGAUUUGGUUGGGCUCCUAUGAUACCGCUGAAAAAGCCGCAAGAGCUUUUGAUGCUGCUCAAUUCUGCCUCCGUGGGCCGAAAGCCAAAUUUAACUUCCCUGAUAAUCCGCCGAAUAUAUCCGGCGGACAAAGGCUUUCGCCUGCGGAGAUACAGGCUGUCGCAGCUAGAUUUGCGAAUGAUCACUCGCAGUCGUCAGUAGUACAGGAAAUACGGCCUGAUGAUCAUGAGGGUAAUAUGGGAAAUAUUAAUUCGCACGUGAUAAAUAUGGAGAAAGAGGAGAUUUCGCUAUCAUCAACUAAUUGUGAGGUUGUCCAAAUGGACACUAUUAGUAAUAAUAAUAAUAAUACUGUUGCGGCUGAAAUGGAUUGGGCUUUCUUUGAUAUGACCGAGAAUUAUUCAUAUCAUCAUGCUAGUGGGCCUCCACCUGAAUUUUUUUGUGAUCCAUAUCAUCCUGGAGGAGGAGGAGUACUGGAUUGUUUGUCAAGUAACCUCUACUCACCACCACAUUUUCCACAAAGAGCAACUCCUAAUUAUGAUGACGAUGAUAUUGGCAAUGGUGGCGAUGAACAUUAUUCUCAACAAUCCUUCCUCUGGAACUUUUAACUCUCUCUAUAUAUAUAGAUAUAUAUACUAGUACUGGAUUAAGCAGCAGCAUAUAUAUUAGUAUAUGCUAGCUGAUUUUUAUCCAAUGCUAAGUUCUGGGGAUAUGUACGUAGUAAACUAAUCCUUUCCAGUUUUCUAAUAAUAAUUUUUUUUUGCUGGAAAGGCGAUAUAUAGUAUAUAAGCCUCAUAUGAGUUUUUAGAGUUGUGGGAUAUAGAUGCAAGUUGCCAGCAAUGAUCAGCAGGCCUGCAUCGAUCAGUAAUAUCUUAAUGAAUAAGUUGUUGUUUUUAAUUUAAGAAGGAUUUACAUAUAUAAAGGACGAAGAAAUUUUCAGGAGUCUGUAUUAAUCACCAUCUUAUGUAUGAUCUUAAGAAGGUUUCAUUGAUGAU